AACAAAAUACAAUUAAUAAGAAUAGGCAGUUAGGCAUAGCCCCAUCAUCCCUAUCUUCUUUAUUCAUUCAUCAUUCUUCUUUUCACUUUCAAUGCAAAAAUCUUUAUUUUAUUUUCACCUGAGUCCCUUUUUUUCUUCUCAACUGAAUUUGUUCAUAUUAAAAAUUGGAUUUUUAGUAUUUUUCUUCAUCUGGGUUGAAGAAUUAUUUGGCUUCUGAAGAAAAAAAAGGAAAAAUUCUUGACUGUCUGUGGAAAAUUUUAAGUGGGUUUUGAUUGAAUCGAGAAAAAGACUCGAACUUUGCAGAUUACAAUUAUUUUUCUAUGCGAAAAUGUGGAUCUUGUAAAGAUAUUGAUUUAAUCGAGAAAAAAGAAAAAAAAAACUGAAAAAGUGAUUAUUUUUUUUAUCAGCUUCAGGUGGAUCAACUUUUAGAAGAAGAAGAAGCUUAAAAAGAAGGUUAAUGAUGAUGCCUUUGCUGCCUGAAAAUUUAGUACAGAAUCUAUGGAUGAUUCUGUUUCUGUUGUUUAGCAGUAAUCAAGGACCUAUCUAGCAGUGACACUUCAUAUUGAAGGCAUUUGUGGCUGCAAUGUAUUACAGAUAUAUGAGUUCUGGUAGAGUCCAAUAUGUUCGAGUUUCAUAGAGUCCGUGUGUAGCUGAGUGGAGUGAAUGCUGUAUUCGGAUAUAUAAAAAACACAUCAUUAAAAGUGGAAGAGGUUGUUCUUACUUUUAAUCUCAUUUAAGUGUAUCAAAAUGGGGAUUCAGUGCUCCAGCUUGGUACCAUGCUGUGUGGAUUCACAAGUUAAAGCAUCUGUUCCUGAAGUUCCAGAUGCUGAAAACGAGAAUAGAAUUGAGACCAACGAUGGACCUUCAUUUCGGGAAUUUACGUUGGAGCAACUUAAUAAUGCAACGUCCGGUUUUAAUGUUGAGAAUAUAGUUUCUGAACAUGGAGAAAAGGCUCCAAAUGUUGUUUAUAAAGGGAAGAUGGAGAAUCAAACGAGGAUUGUUGUUAAGAGGUUUAAUAGAAGUGCUUGGCCCGAUGCUCGUCAGUUUUUGGAGGAAGCUAGAUCGGUUGGUCAGCUUCGCAGCGAAAGAUUGGCAAAUUUGCUUGGUUGUUGUUGUGAAGACGAUGAGAGGUUGCUUGUGGCUGAAUAUAUGCCAAACGAAACACUUGCGAAACACCUUUUCCACUGGGAUUCUCAACCGAUGAAAUGGGCAAUGCGACUUAGAGUUGUUCUACAUCUUGCAGAAGCUCUAGAAUACUGCACAAGCAACGGUCGUGCCCUCUAUCAUGACCUUAAUGCAUAUAGAGUUCUAUUUGAUGAGGACGGUAAUCCUAGGCUUUCAAGUUUUGGCCUUAUGAAGAACAGUAGGGACGGAAAAAGUUAUAGCACAAAUUUGGCAUUUACUCCUCCAGAGUAUCUCAGAACUGGGAGAGUAACACCAGAAAGUGUAAUAUAUAGCUUUGGCACUCUUUUGCUUGACCUUCUUAGUGGGAAGCAUAUCCCUCCCAGUCAUGCCCUUGAUUUGAUUCGCGACAGAAAUAUUCAAAUGCUCACAGAUUCUUGUCUGGAAGGACAAUUUUCUGAAGAUGAUGGAACUGAGUUGGUGCGGUUGGCAUCUCGUUGUUUACAGUAUGAACCUAGAGAACGACCUAAUACAAAGUCGUUAGUGGCUGCUUUGGCUCCUCUUCAAAAAGAAACAGAGGUUCCUUCUCACUCAUUGAUGGGUAUCCAACAUAGUGCUACUAUUUCGGCUUCGUUGUCCCCACUUGGCGAUGCAUGUUCAAGAAAGGACUUGACUGCCAUACACGAAGUUCUCGAAAAUAUUGGUUAUAAAGAUGAUGAUGGAGUGGCAAAUGAGUUAUCUUUCCAAAUGUGGACGGAUCAAAUGCAGGACUCACUAAAUUGUAAGCAAAAAGGAGAUGCUGCGUUCCGGCACAAAGACUUCAAACUUGCAAUAGAGUGCUACACACAGUUCAUUGAUGUUGGAACAAUGGUUUCUCCAACUGUACAUGCACGUCGCAGCUUGUGUUAUCUCAUUAACGACAUGCCUCAAGAAGCAAUGAACGAUGCCAUGCAAGCACAAGUAAUUUCCCCUCUAUGGCACAUUGCGUCUUAUCUUCAAUCUGUUUCUUUGUCUGGGCUAGGGAUGGUGAACGAAGCGCAAGUCGCACUUAUGGAGGGAACAACACUGGAAGAGAAGCGAAACACACCUACAGGAAAAAAGUGAAGAGUUUGUACAGAGAAUCUAUUGUUGAUUGUGUUUUCUGCAUCAUGAUCUGCAUCGGUUAUAAUUUUCAUCAUGUGUUUGAAAAAUUCUUGAAGAGAGAUGAUUUGAUGAGUGAGUUGGUAACAUCCCUCCCCCUUUUUAUUGGGUAGGCUUGGAUGUUGUUUGUUUAGUUCUACUAUGAUUUGAUUACAAGAGCAUGAAUAGUAUUUAUUUGUUUAUCCAACAGGAAAAUAAUGUGAUAAUGAAAAUGUUAGGAACUUUUCUCUUGGUAUAUGGAAGAAUUCCUAAAGUUGGACAGAAUUGAAUAAACAGAAGAAUAAUAAUUCUUACUA
Medicago truncatula (barrel medic) is the source of this 2558-nucleotide messenger RNA. Its product is annotated as serine/threonine-protein kinase BSK3. The record is from RefSeq and is a predicted model, not a curated record. Gene Ontology annotation, molecular function: protein binding; protein kinase activity; ATP binding. Gene Ontology annotation, biological process: protein phosphorylation; brassinosteroid mediated signaling pathway. Bases 748 to 2226 code for a protein of 492 amino acids. NCBI's taxonomy places the organism in Eukaryota, Viridiplantae, Streptophyta, Magnoliopsida, Fabales, Fabaceae. The transcript has 12 exons.